Molecule: messenger RNA, 3531 nt
Organism: Saimiri boliviensis boliviensis (Bolivian squirrel monkey)
Lineage: Eukaryota; Metazoa; Chordata; Mammalia; Primates; Cebidae
Source: RefSeq, a predicted model, not a curated record
CUCCGGCUGGCGCCGCCGCCUCGCGCGCUCCUCCUCCGCCGCCACCGCCCGGGGGGCUGCCGGUCCCGGGUACCAUGUGUGACGGCGUCCUGCUGCCUCCGCUCGUCCUGCCGGUGCUGCUGCUGCUGGUUUGGGGACUGGACCCGGGCACAGCUGUCGGCGACGCGGCGGCCGACGUGGAGGUGGUGCUCCCGCGGCGGGUGCGCCCCGACGACGUGCACCUGCCGCCGCUGCCCGCAGCCCCCGGGCCCCGACGGCGGCGGCGCCCCCGCACGCCCCCCGCCGCCCCGCGCGCCCGUCCCGGAGAGCGCGCCCUGCUGCUGCACCUGCCGGCCUUCGGGCGCGACCUGUACCUGCAGCUGCGCCGCGACCUGCGCUUCCUGUCCCGAGGCUUCGAGGUGGAGGAGGCGGGCGCUGCCGGGCGCCGCGGUCGCCCGGCGGAGCUGUGCUUCUACUCGGGCAUUGUGCUCGGCCACCCUGGCUCCCUCGUCUCGCUCAGCGCCUGCGGCGCCGCCGGCGGCCUGGUCGGCCUCAUUCAGCUUGGGCAGGAGCAGGUGCUAAUCCAGCCCCUCAACAGCUCCCAGGCGCCCUUCAGCGGACAGGAACAUCUGAUCAGGCGCAGAUGGUCCUCGACCCCCAGCCCUUCUGCCGAGGCCCAGGGGCCUGGGCAGCUCUGCACAGUUCUAACAGAGAAAAAGAAGCCGGGGCGCAGCAGGCCUUCGCAAGACUGGCGGGAGCGGAGGAACGCCAUCCAACUCACCAGCGAGCACACGGUGGAGACCCUGGUGGUGGCUGAUGCCGACAUGGUGCAGUACCACGGGGCCGAGGCCGCCCAGAGGUUCAUCCUGACCGUCAUGAACAUGGUGUACAACAUGUUUCAGCACCAGAGCCUGGGGAUUAAAAUUAAUAUUCAAGUGACCAAGCUUGUCCUGCUACAACAACGUCCGGCUAAAUUGCACAUUGGGCACCAUGGUGAGCGGUCCCUGGAAAGCUUCUGUCACUGGCAGAACGAGGAGUAUGGAGGAGCACGGUACCUCGGCAACAACCAGGUUCCCGGUGGGAAGGACGACCCGCCCCUGGUGGAUGCUGCUGUGUUUGUGACCAGGACGGAUUUCUGUGUACAGAAAGAUGAACCAUGUGACACUGUUGGAAUUGCUUACUUAGGAGGUGUGUGCAGUGCUAAGAGGAACUGUGUGCUUGCCGAAGACAAUGGUCUCAAUUUGGCCUUUACCAUCGCCCACGAGCUGGGCCACAACUUGGGCAUGAACCACGACGAUGACCACUCAUCCUGCACUGGCAAGCCCCACAUCAUGUCAGGAGAGUGGGUGAAAGGCCGGAACCCCAGUGACCUCUCCUGGUCCUCCUGCAGCCGAGACGACCUUGAACACUUUCUCAAGUCACAAGUCAGCACCUGCUUGCUGGUCACCGAUGCCAGAAGCCAGCACAGGGUCCGCCUCCCACACAAGCUGCCGGGCAUGCACUACAGUGCCGACGAGCAGUGCCAGAUCCUGUUCGGCACCAACGCCACCUUCUGCAGAAACAAGGAGCAUCUGAUGUGCGCCGGACUGUGGUGCCUGGUAGAAGGAGACACGUCCUGCAAGACCAAGCUGGACCCUCCCCUGGAUGGCACCGAGUGUGGGGCAGACAAGUGGUGCCGUGCAGGGGACUGCGUGAGCAAGACGCCCAUCCCGGAGCACGUGGACGGAGACUGGAGCCCGUGGGGCGUCUGGAGCAUGUGCAGCCGAACUUGUGGGACGGGAGCCCGCUUCCGGCAGAGGAAAUGUGACAACCCCCCCCCUGGGCCUGGAGGCGCACACUGCCUGGGUGCCAGUGUGGAGCAUGCGGUCUGCGAGAACCUGCCCUGCCCCAAGGGUCUGCCCAGCUUCCGGGACCAGCAGUGCCAGGCGCACGACCGGCUGAGCAGCAAGAAGAAGGGCCUGCUGACUGCCGUGGUGGUUGAUGAUAAGCCGUGCGAACUCUACUGCUCGCCCCUCGGGAAGGAGUCCCCACUGCUGGUGGCUGACAGGGUCCUGGAUGGCACACCCUGUGGACCCUACGAGACUGACCUCUGCGUGCACGGCAAGUGCCAGAAAAUCGGCUGUGAUGGCAUCAUUGGGUCUGCGGCCAAAGAAGACCGAUGCGGGGUCUGCAGCGGGGACGGCAAGACGUGCCACGUGGUGAAGGGCGACUUCAGCCACGCCCGGGGGACAACAGCUCUCAAAGACUCUGGUAAGGGAUCCAUCAACAGUGACUGGAAGAUAGAGCUCCCCGGAGAGUUCCAGAUUGCAGGCACAACUGUCCGCUACGUGAGAAGGGGGCUGUGGGAGAAGAUUUCUGCCAAGGGACCAACCAAACUACCGCUGCACUUGAUGGUGCUGUUAUUUCACGAGCAGGAUUCUGGAAUUCAUUAUGAAUACACCGUUCCUGUAAACUACACUGCUGAAAAUCAGAGUGAACCGGAAAAAUCGCAGGACUCGCUGUUCAUCUGGACCCACAGCGGCUGGGAAGGGUGCAGCGUGCAGUGCGGAGGAGGGGAACGCAGAACCAUCGUCUCUUGCACCCGGAUUGUCAACAAGACUACAACUCUGGUGAAUGACAGUGACUGCCCUCAAGCAAGCCGCCCAGAGCCCCAAGUCCGAAGGUGCAACUUGCACCCCUGCCAGUCACGGUGGGUGGCAGGCCCGUGGAGCUCCUGCUCUGCGACCUGUGAGAAAGGCUUCCAGCACCGGGAGGUGACCUGCGUGUACCAGCUGCAGAACGGCACACACGUCGCCACGCGGCCCCUCUACUGCCCAGGCCCCCGGCCAGCGCCAGUGCAGAGCUGUGAAGGCCAGGACUGCUUGUCCAUCUGGGAGGCGUCUGAGUGGUCACAGUGUUCCGCCAACUGUGGUAAAGGCGCGCGGAAACGGACCGUGACGUGCACCAACUCCCAAGGGAAAUGCGACGCAUCCACAAGGCCGAGAGCCGAGGAGGCCUGUGAGGACUUCUCAGGCUGCUACGAGUGGAGAACCGGGGACUGGUCCACGUGCUCGUCCACCUGCGGGAAGGGGCUGCAGUCCCGCGUGGUGCAAUGCAUGCACCAGGUCACGGGGCGCCACGGCAGCGAGUGUCCCGCCCUUUCGAAGCCUGCCCCCUACAGACAGUGCUACCAGGAGGUCUGCAACGACAGGAUCAACGCCAACACCAUCACCUCCCCCCGCCUUGCUGCUCUGACCUACAAAUGCACGCGAGACCAGUGGACGGUGUACUGCCGGGUCAUCCGAGAAAAGAACCUGUGCCAGGACAUGCGGUGGUACCAGCGCUGCUGCCAGACCUGCAGGGACUUCUAUGCAAACAAGAUGCGCCAGCCACUGCCGAGCUCGUGACGCGCAGCCCGGGGGUCGCCCAAAGCUCAGGCUCAAGGUCUGAAGCCUGGCACCCAGAGCACGGAAAGCCCGCCGUCCCCACCCCCCUCAGCGCACCAGCCCUGUGGCCGUGCCUCCCCAAGGCUGCCCCAAGAAUCCAACCACCUAGAACAUGAGCAUGGACUUG